Molecule: messenger RNA, 1902 nt
Organism: Coniosporium apollinis CBS 100218
Lineage: Eukaryota; Fungi; Ascomycota; Dothideomycetes
Exons: 2
Coding region: 1-1902 (633 amino acids)
Biological process (GO): cell division
Molecular function (GO): protein binding
Source: RefSeq, a predicted model, not a curated record
AUGGAGAAGUUUCUGAGAGACUGGCGGCAGGACGCGUUGAACAAGCAUCAGUACGAGUCGGCCAUCUUCAUCGGCGACAAGCUACUGGCUUUGACCAACAGUGACAAGGAUGCCUUCUGGCUUGCCCAGGUGCACUUCUCCACCGGCGCCUACACGCGAGCGCAAACGUACCUAAAGCGAGACGGCCUAGUCGAGAACAACCCGGCGUGCAAGUACCUCCUGGCGCACUGCCAUGUCAAGCAGGGCAAUUUCGACCAGGCCUUGGUUGUGCUUGGUGACAAGAAUCCAGUCUACCUGAUCGCGGCGCCUGGCAGCGCGCGGCAGAAGCUCAGGCAUGUUGACGGAAGGGCCACCAACGGCGUCUCGAAGAAGCUUGCGCACCGCAGUGAUAGAGUUGACAGGAGUGAGGACCGGGAGCGUGAAGACAUCAACAACAUCCGCUUCGAGGCCGCCAUGUGCUAUCUGCGAGGGGUGUGCUAUGCCAAACAGAACGCCUUCGACCGGGCGAAGGAGUGCUACAAGGACGCCGUUCGCAUUGACGUGCAGUGCUUCGAAGCCUUCGACCAGCUGAUGAAGAACUCACUCAUGACCCCGGACGAAGAGUGGUCCUUCCUCGCCUCCUUAGACUUCGACACCAUCACCGUCUCCUCAGACUCGCCCUCGGCUAGCCAAGAAGCCGCGCAGUUCACAAAGAUGCUCUACACGACCCGUCUCUCCAAGUACAGCCACCCCAAAGAGCUCGCCACCGCGACCGAAACUCUCAGCACGCACUACAACCUCUCCGCCAACCCCGACAUCCUCCUCUCACGCGCUGAAUCCCUCUUCACGACCUGCCGCUUCCGCGACGCCCUCGCCCUGACAACCACAAUCCUACAGACCUCCCCCGACAACCUGGCCCCCCUCCCCAUCCACCUCGCCUGCCUGCACGAGCUGAACGAGAAGAAUGCCCUCUUCCUGCUCUCCCACUCCCUCGCCCAAUCCCACCCCGACUCCCCCGUCGCCUGGCUCGCCGUGGGGGUCUACUACCUAACCAUCAACCGCAUCGCCGAAGCACGGCGCUUCUUCAGUAAAUCCAGCAUGAUGGACCCGCACUUCGGCCCCGCCUGGAUCGGCUUCGCGCACACCUUCGCCGCAGAAGGCGAGCACGACCAGGCCAUCUCCGCCUACUCGACCGCGGCAAGGCUGUUCAGCGGCUCGCAUCUCCCGUCGCUGUUCCUGGGGAUGCAGAACUUGCAGCUGCAUAACAUAGCCCUUGCGCACGAGUAUCUGGGCGCAGCAUACGCUAUGUGUCGGACCGAUCCGCUGCUGCUGAACGAGCUGGCCACAGUCUUCUACCACGAAGACCACCUCGACGAGUCGAUACGGCUGUUCGCGCACGCGCUCGAGCUUGCUGCUUCGCUGGGCGCGGAGCCCGCCGCGACGGUCGCGACGCGCACGAACCUGGGCCAUGCGCUCAGACGUGCGGGCCGCUUCGAGGAGGCCCUCGCGCAGUUCGAGGACGUGUUGCGCACGACGGCGAACAAGGACCCCGCUGUCUGCACGGCGAAGGGGCUCGUGCUGCUCGAGAUGGGCGAGGCGUGGUUGGCGGUUGUGGCAUUCCAUGAGGCGCUGGCGGGCGCGCCGCAGGACCCGAUCGCGACGGAGUUGUUGGGGAAGGCGUUGGAGGUGCUCGAGGGCGUUAGUGUGAUGGGCGAGGAGGAGGAAGAGGAGUUUGAGAGGAGGUUGGAGGGGAGUAGGGUGGAGGUUAUGAGGAGGCAGGCGGGGAGGCAGAGGAGGGGACAGAGGAGGAGGUAUGUUUCUGAUGGCGCGGGCGCGGGGCAUGGCGAGGGUGGGGGGAGAAUGGGGAUGGGGGAGGAGAGCAUGUUGGUUGAUUCGGAAGAGGAUGAGGAUGAGGAGGAGUGA